AUGAGAAGAAGUGAGAAACACUUCAGUCAAAAACAAGCGGUGAAUUCAGAUUACGCUAAGUCAAGUUAUCACCGAGGUCAUCUGUACCCGUUUGACUUCAAUGAAUGUAGUCAGAAAGCCAGCUGUACCCUCACUAAUGCAAUCCCUAUGAUUGGUAAUGAUAAUCAGCUAUGGUUUCAUAACGCGGAGUAUUACAUUAAAAAAUUGGCGGACAAAUGCAACAACAAUAGCAGAGAGAUGUACGUGGUUACGGGCUCUGCUAAUUACACAGGGGGGAAAAUGAAGAAUAGGGUUGUGGUGCCUGGGCUGAUCUGGUCAGCUGCUUGCUGUACCUCAUCAGGAAUGCCGGGUAUGCUUAGUUCAACCCCAGUAACCCCAGUGAAUACCAAGGUGGACUUCUCCGUUGCAUACAUGAAAGAGUUGCUGUCCGGUAAGAAAGGAACAAGGAUAUCAGUACGGCAACUGCAACGUACACUGAACGUGAGGAUCUUUAACCAGUGCAGGGGAACAAAUCAAACUGAUGAAGCGGAGAACGACCGAGUGGUGAUCGCUUUGCUAGAAGAAUUACGGAACGCUGGUUCAAAAAGGAAGAGACCGAGUCAGCAAAUAAAUCAGCAGCGUGUUUUCCCACGCAAGUCAAACAGCAAGUAACAGUUGCUUGUCCCUUCACCCUCUCUCCUUUUGCAUUCCCCCUUACCCCCUUCUCUUCACCUGCCUCAUGUGUCCCUUCUUCCCUUUUUCCCAUGAUCCACCCUUCUCUCCUAACAUAUUCCUUUUUCAGUCCUUGGAGUAGAAAUAGGCCAUUCAGACCAUUGAACCUUCUCUGCUAUUCCAUCAUAAGAACAUAAGAAAUAGGAUCAGGAGUAGGCUAUCCAGCCCAUCGAGCCUGCCCCGCCAUUCAAUAAGAUCAUGGCUAAUCUGUCCAUAAACUCAGCUCCAUCUACCUGCCUUUCCCCAUAACCCUAAUUCCCUUACUAUGUAAAAAUUUAUCUAACUAUAUCUUAAAUAUAUUUAGUGAAGAAGCCUCAACUGCUUCCCUGGGCAGAGAAUUCCACAGAUUCGUCACUCUCUGGGAAAAACAGUUUCU
Molecule: messenger RNA, 1087 nt
Organism: Hypanus sabinus (Atlantic stingray)
Lineage: Eukaryota; Metazoa; Chordata; Chondrichthyes; Myliobatiformes; Dasyatidae
Product: endonuclease domain-containing 1 protein-like
Exons: 1
Coding region: 1-651 (216 amino acids)
Molecular function (GO): nucleic acid binding; metal ion binding; hydrolase activity
Source: RefSeq, a predicted model, not a curated record